AUGGGUGCAUCAGGCUUAGGUUCUGGUUUAGCAAAUAGCAUUAAUCUCUCAAAUUUGACACUUUCCCUUAGUGAGAAUAAAAUUGGUGCAAUGGGUGCAUCAGGCUUAGGUUCUGGUUUAGCAAAGUGCAUUAAUCUCUCAAAUUUGACACUUGGCCUUGGUGGAAAUUAAAUUGGUGAUAAGAUAAGAUAAGAUAAACUCGCACACAUAAAUGCACUCAGAAAUACAUCUUAAAAUGAGAAUAAAAUUGGUGAUGAAGGUGCAUCAGGCUUAGGUUCUGCUUUAGCUAAUUGCAUUAAUCUCUCAAAUUUGACACUUUACCUUAAUCAGAAUAAAAUUGGUGAUGAAGGUGCAUCAGGCUUAGGUUCUGCUUUAGCAAAUUGCAUUAAUCUCUCAAAUUUGACACUUUACCUUUAUGGAAAUUAAAUUGGUGAUGAAGGUGCAUCAGGCUUAGGUUCUGGUUUAGCAAAUAGCAUUAAUCUCUCAAAUUUGAUGCUUUACCUUAGUGACAAUUAAAUUGGUGCAAUGAGUGCAUCAGGCUUAGGUUCUGGUUUAGCAAAUUGCAUUAAUCUCUCAAAUUUGAAACUUUACCUUAACUCAAUGGAUAAAUCAUAAAAAUUCAAAAAAGUAAUAAGCAAGUGUCUUAAAUCAAAAAGAUUAGUUGUCUUUGAUUUCUAAUGA
Messenger RNA from Tetrahymena thermophila SB210, 681 nucleotides. Its product is annotated as cyclic nucleotide-binding domain protein. Lineage: Eukaryota; Ciliophora; Oligohymenophorea; Hymenostomatida; Tetrahymenidae. Gene Ontology annotation, biological process: inflammatory response; positive regulation of MHC class I biosynthetic process; positive regulation of MHC class II biosynthetic process. Gene Ontology annotation, molecular function: protein binding. The transcript has 8 exons. The record is from RefSeq and is a predicted model, not a curated record.